AAAUGAAUUUUUAAAUUUUGGAAUAAAGAAAAAUAAUAAACAUAGGAUAACAGCAAUAGAAUAUUAUGAUUUUCAAACGAUUGCAUUCAUGGUUUUGGCGUGCAUAAGGAAUAACAAAAAUUACGCGAGAUAAAGUGUUAAGACAGAGAGAGAGAGAGUGAGAGAAACUAAAGAAACAAACAAUGGAACAAAUCCUGCCGUUUGCAACAAUAAAAGAUGCAAAAGAUGAAAUUAUAGAAUCACUGCAUACUGUAGAUAUUGUAGACGGAAUUGACACAGCGACCUCAUCGCCAAAGAAUGUUGAACGAAUACGUUUGCCGAUUAAGGGUAUGACUUGCCAGUCGUGCGUGCGUAACAUAGAAGGACAUAUCUCAAAUAAGCCAGGCAUAGUAAAGGUCAAAGUGGAAUUGCAAGAAAAUGCUGGCUAUUUUGAUUAUGAUUCUACAAUAACAGAUGGUCAACAAAUUGCCGUUGCAAUCGAUGAUAUGGGCUUCGACUGUCAAUAUGAAUUGGAUGGGCAAAAAGACAGUUUACCGCAGGAGUGUGCGGUGGAGGUGCUGGGUAUGACCUGCCAAUCCUGUGUUAAUAAUAUAGAAAGUAAUAUUGGCAGUAGAGCAGGAAUCUUAAAAAUCGUUGUGAACUUAGCGCAAAAAAAUGCCGAUGUUCUUUAUGAUCCCGCACAAUUAUCUCCAGAACAAAUAGUUGAAAUGAUCGACGAUAUGGGCUUCGAUGCCAAAGUAAAACAAAAGUCAAGCAAUAGUCCCAGAUCUAUGCACCGCGAAACGUCAACGAAAACUUCAGUAAGUUGCAAAUCUUCUACGCCUACAAAAUGUGUCAAACAACAGGUGUCGUCCGGUAACACUAAGACCUCCCCAAUUAACGGCCACGCAACUAUUGUAUCAGUAGAUGAGGAACUCUUAUCAAAAUGUUUUCUUCAUAUAAGGGGAAUGACUUGUGCUUCGUGCGUGGCAGCCAUAGAAAAACAUUGCCGAAAGAUUUAUGGUAUUGAUAGUGUAUUGGUGGCUCUGUUAGCAGCCAAGGCUGAAGUUAAGUACAAUGCCAAUGUCAUAACACCAGAAAAUAUUGCUAAAUCUAUAACAGAAUUAGGAUUCCCUUCUGAAAUAAUCGACGAACCGGAAAGCGGUGAAGUUGAAGUGGAAAUUGAAAUUCUUGGCAUGACUUGUGCAUCAUGUGUUAAUAAAAUCGAAACGCACGUUAGUAAAUUGAAAGGCGUUACUAAUGCUUCCGUCACUCUCAUGACAAAACGCGGAAAAUUUCGUUUUAAUACGGAAAUCUCAGGACCGCGCGAUAUAUGCGAAGCUAUUGAACGACUGGGCUUCCAGGCCCGUCUACUUAUUGGCAAAGAUAAGAUGACACACAGCUAUUUAGAGCAUAAAGAAGAGAUCCGAAAAUGGCGUAAUGCGUUCCUGAUAUCGUUAAUGUUUGGCGGUCCGUGCAUGUUUGCGAUGAUUUACUUUAUGGUGGAAAUGAGUGAGUUGGGACAUGCGGCAAUGUGUUGCAUUGUUCCAGGUCUGUCAAUGGAAAAUUUAGUUAUGUUCCUAUUAUCGACACCGGUGCAAUUUUUUGGUGGCUGGCACUUUUACGUACAAUCAUACCGAGCUGUCAAACAUGGCGCCACAAAUAUGGAUGUUUUGAUAUCAAUGGUUACCACCAUAUCUUAUUUAUAUUCGGUAUGUGUCGUCGUUGCCGCUGUACUAAUGGAGCAAAACUCAUCACCUUUGACUUUCUUUGAUACACCGCCAAUGUUGUUGAUUUUUAUUUCGUUGGGUAGAUGGUUGGAACAUAUUGCCAAAGGGAAGACUUCGGAAGCCUUAUCCAAACUGUUGUCUUUAAAGGCUGCCGAAGCCGUUUUAGUCGAAAUCAAUGAAGAAUUUGAAAUAAUUUCGGAAAAAGUAAUCUCAGUAGAUUAUGUGCAACGGGGUGAUAUUCUUAAAGUGAUACCUGGAGCCAAAAUACCUGUGGAUGGUAAAGUUUUGUUUGGUCAUUCUACUUGUGACGAGUCACUAAUUACAGGCGAAUCGAUGCCAGUGGCUAAGCGUAAAGAUUCUGUGGUAAUUGGUGGAUCCAUUAAUCAGAACGGUGUUCUAUUGAUAUCGGCUACACACACGGGCGAGAACACUACCCUAGCGCAAAUAGUACGUCUAGUAGAGGAGGCUCAAACCUCAAAAGCUCCGAUACAGCAAUUGGCUGAUCGCAUAGCCGGCUAUUUUGUGCCAUUUGUGGUUUUGAUCUCGAGUGUGACCUUAAUAGGCUGGAUUAUAGUCGGUUUCAUUAAUCCAAAUUUAGUGCCCGUAGCCUCGGAACACAAAGAGCACAUGGAUACCAAUACCAUAGUGAUAAGUUAUGCUUUCAAGUGUGCUUUAAGCGUUUUAGCUAUUGCCUGCCCCUGUGCUCUAGGAUUGGCUACACCUACCGCAGUUAUGGUCGCCACUGGCACUGGUGCCAUUAACGGUGUUCUAGUUAAAGGUGCUACUGCUUUGGAAAACGCCCAUAAGGUUAAGACUGUGGUCUUUGAUAAGACAGGAACUAUAACGCACGGCACUCCUAUGACCUCAAAGGUUAUUAUGUUCGUUAAACCUUCGAUUUGCAGUUUAAGCAAAGCCCUUACUAUCAUCGGGGCUGCUGAAACUAAUAGCGAACAUCCAAUUGCUUCGGCUAUAGUACGCUUUUCCAAAGAUAUGCUUGGUCAAGAGAUUUUAGGUAAAACCCAUAAUUUUCAAGCAGUACCGGGUUGUGGUAUAAAAGUUUUGGUCUCCCAUUAUGAGCCUGCGCUAAAACAAGCCAGCCUUGCUGAGAAGAUAGUUAACUUUGAAAAUAGCUACCGCUCUCAUGGUAAUAAUAUUUCUAUUGCACCGAUUCAAUUGGAAAGUGGGGUCUCCAUCAGUGAACUAAUACCCACGCAAACCGAAGCACAACGCAUUUUAAUGGCACAGCAUCACCUGCAAUUGCUGCAUUUAGAUGAUCAUAUCUCACCCGAAAUAAACGAGUCUUCAACAGAAAGUGCACCAAACGAUGUUGGUACUGCUCCUGGGCUUAGUAGCGAAAUCAGUGUUCUAAUCGGCAAUCGGGAGUGGAUGUUACGUAACGCUAUAAAUGUUCCUGAAGAGAUUAAUAUCGUAAUGACACAAGAGGAGUCGAAAGGUCAUACGGCAGUCUUGUGUGCUAUGAAUGAUCAAUUAAUUUGCAUGUUCGCCGUUUCCGACAUGGUCAAAACCGAAGCUCAUUUAGCUAUAUACACGUUAAAAAAAAUGGGCAUUGAUGUCAUACUGCUCACCGGCGAUAAUAAGAAUACAGCGGCGAGCAUAGCAAAAGAGGUAGGCAUUAAUCGUGUGUUCGCUGAAGUUCUGCCUUCACAUAAGGUGGCCAAAAUUCAACGCAUUCAAGGUUCAGGGAAGCGUGUUGCUAUGGUCGGUGAUGGAGUAAACGACAGUCCGGCAUUAGCGCAAGCGGACGUUGGUAUUGCUAUAGCGGCUGGCACAGAUGUUGCCGCCGAAGCUGCGGAUGUAGUGCUCAUGCGCAACGAUCUGCUUGAUGUAGUAGCCUGUUUAGAUCUUUCACGCCGCACCGUACGACGUAUACGUUACAACUUUUUAUUUGCUAGCAUGUAUAACCUCUUGGGUAUACCUUUGGCUUCAGGUAUAUUCGCCCCUUUUGGCUUCACCUUACAACCGUGGAUGGCCUCGGUCGCCAUGGCAGCCAGUUCUGUGUCCGUAGUAUGCUCUUCCCUUAUGCUAAAAUUCUACACUAAACCUACAAUAACUUCCUUGCACAACGACGAUUAUAUGGAUUAUGUGGCUGCCGCCAAAUGCAAAGAACCCGAUCAGCUAUCUCUUCAUCGUGGACUAGAGGAUUUGCCGAAACGCCGCUCCAGCAAUUCCUUAUUAUCUAGAUUGCUGACUUUGCAUACAGGCAGUGUAAAAAUGGAACCCAACGAAGACAGUUUAUUGGCAUCGAUAGAUACAGAACGUCAUGAUUUUCCCACACCAAAAAUUAUUAAAAGCAAAAAAAAUUUCCAAGAUGUAACAGAACUGCAAAAACUAUAGGCCCAGUAACGCAAGCAAAACUUAUACCCGUUCUUUUAAUGUUAGAGGAGGACGUAUCGAUUAGAGAGAAUUAAAAUUUGUUAAAUCUUUUUUUAUCGUAAUUGUUUAUGGUAAACAUUAAGAAAAUAUUUUUCACA
This is a messenger RNA of Glossina fuscipes, 4201 nucleotides long. It is a transcript of the gene ATP7, whose product is annotated as copper-transporting ATPase 1. The transcript is spliced from 4 exons. Gene Ontology annotation, biological process: monoatomic cation transport; copper ion homeostasis. Gene Ontology annotation, cellular component: trans-Golgi network; perinuclear region of cytoplasm; membrane. The coding region runs from base 183 to 4064 and encodes 1293 amino acids. The record is from RefSeq and is a predicted model, not a curated record. NCBI's taxonomy places the organism in Eukaryota, Metazoa, Arthropoda, Insecta, Diptera, Glossinidae. Gene Ontology annotation, molecular function: copper ion binding; ATP binding; P-type divalent copper transporter activity.